ACACACACACAGGGAAGGGGCAGGAAUCAGACCCCAACAACCCCUGAGUUUCACCUCAGGCUGCAGGAAGAUACGGCGAAGUUUGUAUAGCUUCUUACUUUUUACAGCAGGCUGACGACUGAGUGUGAAUCAGUUCAGUUGGUUUCUCAUGAAACCUGCCUUCUUGACCAAGUCUUUGAGCUGAUUAUAAAUGAGAAGCCGCCAAACAGCAACAGCCUCUUUCUUGACGAAGACUCUGAGAAACCCCAUCAACCUGAGAAGGACCUUCACUGGUUGCACAGAGCCAUUAAAAAACAAGUGUCUGGACCCCAAGUCAGGAUGUGCUCCAUCAACCGAAAUGCCAUCAAGACAUUCCUGCAUCGCAACUCUUUUGUGCUCCUCACUGUAGGAGCAGUUGUAGUAGGAGUCAUUUUGGGAUUUGCUGUGCGACCACAUAACCUAUCAGCGAGAGAAAUAAAGUAUUUAUCCUUCCCUGGGGAGAUACUGAUGAGGAUGUUACAGAUGAUGGUCCUCCCACUCAUUGUAUCCAGUCUUGUUACAGGUGUUUCAUACUUGGAUAGUAAAGCCACCGGAAAGAUGGGAGUUUGGGCUAUCGUUUAUUAUGUCAUGACAACUUUUAUUGCUGUGUUCAUUGGUAUUGUCUUGGUGACUGCCAUAAGACCUGGAAAAGGCAAAAGAGACACCCCAAUGUCUGAUAGUGACAGGAUGGAGUCGGUUACAGCUGCUGAUGCAUUUCUUGAUCUAAUUAGAAAUAUGUUCCCUUCUAAUUUAAUGGAAGCCUGCUUUAAACAGUACAAAACACUUUACAAGAAAACCAUUUCGACAAAAAACAUCACUGUGCUGGUGAAUGGAAGUGCUGUUGUUACUAAUACUACUGAUUUCAGCCAAAUGGGAAAUAACAGCACAGUCCUGCAGACCAUCCAGGAGACAGUGGAGGAGAUGAUUCCAGUCCCGGGUUCCUCUAAUGGAGUGAAUGCUCUAGGUCUGGUGGUGUUCUCCAUGUUCUUCGGCAUUGUGAUUGGGAAUAUGAAGCAGCAGGGCCAACCGCUGAAGAAUUUCUUUGACUGCCUCAAUGACGCCAUAAUGCGCUUAGUAGCAAUCAUUAUGUGGUAUGCUCCUCUUGGGAUUCUCUUUCUAAUUGCUGGGAAAAUUGUUGAAAUGAAAGACCUAUUACAGGUUGGAGGACAGCUGGGAAUGUACAUGCUGUGUGUCAUCAUCGGUCUGCUGGUCCACAGCCUCAUUGCUCUGCCUCUACUCUACUAUUUGGGGACACGGAAGAACCCCUACACUUUCAUCUCUGGUCUGCUUCAGGCCUUAAUUACAGCCUUUGGAACAUCCUCAAGUUCUGCCACCCUUCCUAUCACAUUCCGAUGCUUAGAGGAGAACAACCACGUGGACAAACGUGUAACACGCCUUGUUUUGCCAGUGGGUGCCACCAUAAAUAUGGAUGGUACAGCUCUGUAUGAAGCAGUGGCUGCCAUUUUCAUAGCCCAAGUUAAUGACAUGGACCUGAACUUCGGUCAAAUCCUCACCAUCAGUAUCACAGCGACUGCUGCCAGCAUCGGAGCAGCAGCCAUUCCUCAAGCUGGUCUGGUUACCAUGGUGAUUGUAUUGACAUCCGUGGGACUGCCCACCGAGGACAUAACACUCAUCAUUGCUGUGGAUUGGUUCCUGGAUCGCCUCAGAACCACCACCAAUGUGCUGGGAGACUCGUUAGGAGCUGGCAUUGUGGAACAUCUGUCACGAGAGGAACUGCAGAACCUGGAUGCUGGGAUCAGCAGCUCUGUGAUUGAGGUCAAUGAAAAACCUUACCAACUCAUCUGCCAGGAGGAUGACUGUCUCAAACAUCGGAACAGUGAAACAACAAUGUAAUAACCGAUAGCAUAGACAGCAUCUAGAAAGGUACAGUGGUGGUGUUUUAAGCAUCAAGUUUAAGCAAGAGCGCAUUUCAGUAACAGAAAUCACAAAUACAUCAAGACAAAAACGUUUAAUUAGAACCAAGAACAUUAAAAAGCCGUUAAGCUGACAAUGAAAUACUUGUGGAAAUAAUAUUUGCACACAUUCAGCAGAAUUUCAUUGAUUUUUUUUAGUUCACCUGUUAGAUUAGGAGUUAUGAUAGACUACAGGCAGGUUAAGUUGCCUGUUUAUGGUUUUGUUUUACUUUUCAACUACAAAAUUAAUUAAUUUUAAUUGUAAACUUUCCCAAGUGCUUAAAUAUGAAAUGAAAUAUUUUUUGGUAUUUAUACUCCCCCACAAAGUAGGACAAGACUGUCACCUUUUAUAAGAAUAAAAAAGAAAUAAUUCACAAAACUAAAAUAAAUUACAUAUAUAGAUAUAGAUAUAUAGAUCCUAUAUAUAAUUGGAGGCUUUAUUCUACAUAUUUCAGUAAAAAAAAAAAGCUCAGGAAAAAAAAAGCCACACAGUUUAUGGGUAAAGUAUUUUAAGCUUUUACAAGAUUUUACAGAUUUUAAAAGCCCAAAGGACUGUGGGUCAUGAAUGUGAUCUCUCUUAAUGAUAUAUAUAUAUAUAUAUAUAUAUAUAUAUAUAUAUAUAUAUAUAUAUAUAUAUAUAUAUAUUUGGAUCAAUUGUAUUUGGUUAAUUAUUGUAAAACAAGUUAUCUGGAUAAAACAACAUUGUGAAAUGUAAUACAUCUAUAAAUAUUAGCUAAUAAAUGAGCUAAUAAAUCUAGCUCAAAGCUGUCUGACAGCAGACAGAAAACUAAUUCAUGCCAAUUUAGUGACUUAGUUAUUGUACAAUUCAUAUAAUUUUAUGGGGAAUGACUGGAAUUUUAGUUUAGUAUCCAUAAUGUCAAGUGUGGAAAGUCAAAAACAAGGUAUGGGUUUGAUCAUUUUGCUCAUUCUUGACAUUUUAGUUCAGUAAUAUGAUCAAUUAAGUGUCAUAUUUUGUGUUUUGUCAAAAGCAAUAUUUCAAAAACUGAAAUGCUGAUGUGGAUGUAUCAGAAACAUUCAGCGUAAUCCCUGGAGAUAAAGAGAGUGAGUGUGUGUGGGUUUGUGUAAAGGGGAACCGUGUGAUUGAGCUGAUUGUGAGGCCUAAUAAAUCUUAUCUGUUUUUAUCACUUUAUUAGAGCAACACAACUUGUAAUGUUUUCUUCCUUUUAUACCACAACAAUUUUGCCACUGAUUAUAAUUUUACAAAAUUAAAAUAAUGAACUACAGCUAGCAUUUUUGUAAUCCUGUGAAACAUCUGCAAGACAAAUUAGAUUGCGUUAUCGCUAAUAUUACAACAGCAAUAAACAAUGGAUUCUUACUUUCUCUUUAAGUAAAGAAAGGUGUCUAUCCUGAAGACUUUCUCAAGUGGAAAACAGCAUUACCUCUGAC
Molecule: messenger RNA, 3338 nt
Organism: Hemibagrus wyckioides
Lineage: Eukaryota; Metazoa; Chordata; Actinopteri; Siluriformes; Bagridae
Product: excitatory amino acid transporter 1-like
Exons: 11
Coding region: 319-1872 (517 amino acids)
Biological process (GO): L-glutamate transmembrane transport
Cellular component (GO): plasma membrane
Molecular function (GO): L-glutamate transmembrane transporter activity; neutral L-amino acid transmembrane transporter activity; glutamate:sodium symporter activity
Source: RefSeq, a predicted model, not a curated record